Molecule: messenger RNA, 1563 nt
Organism: Solea solea (common sole)
Lineage: Eukaryota; Metazoa; Chordata; Actinopteri; Pleuronectiformes; Soleidae
Product: nucleolar transcription factor 1-A-like
Exons: 11
Coding region: 236-1219 (327 amino acids)
Source: RefSeq, a predicted model, not a curated record
UCUCAAAUGUCUGCGGCUUCAAAAACACAACACGUUUCCCUGCUUUUUAAUCUCUCAGUUCGGUAAAAAGCGUAAUGGUAACAACGACAGUUAGUAAAUACACAUUUGUAUUCGGCAGCUCGUCGCCACUUUGCCUGUGGCUGGAUUAAGAUAACUAAGUUACGUGGUCGGACUAACUUCUGCUCACUUUGACUAACUCACCACAGAGAUACACGUUUAAACGAGACGUUUCAGAAUGACCGACAUUAAUCCCGGAGAGUCUGAGUGGACCAGUGGAAACCUCCUGAAGCUGUUCUCUGCCAUGAAGAGCAACACGCCCUCGCGGCACAUGGAGUGUGCGUACGCCGCAGGACUGAAGAAGGUGGACUGGAAGAGCGUGGCGUUCCAUCCUUUCUCUCCUGAAGCCUGUCGACUCAAGUGGAGACAGAUUGUAAAGAAGAUGCGCCUGACUCGAUCCCUAACUGAGCUCCUUGUUGAAGCUGAAGAGAACCUCGUUAUUGGCCCACAGGUCCAGAAGAAGCCGCCUCCUCCAAGUGUCAUGUUUUAUCACAUGCACAAUGCCAAGUUUAAGGAGCAGCACCCAGAGCUGGCCCAGAGAGACAUUAUGAGGGUGUUGUACCAGAAGUACAAACGUCUCCCAGAAGAAGAGAAGGCUCCAUAUGGGAAGAAAUACAAGUGUGCAUAUCGAGAAUACUUGGCAAGGAAACGUGAACUCAGUGAAAAAGGGGUGGAGUCUCCAUAUAAUACGUGCAGGAGGAGGAAGGAGUCUGAGCCUGUGCAGACUGGAACUGAAGGUGGAGCUGGUCUGCCUCCCAGGCCUCAUUUCAAUGCCUAUAUUCUAUUCUGCAAAGAGCAAAUGUCAUCUAUGGCUGGUGUCGGAAAACAUAACUAUGCAAAUGUUUGCGGUCAACGCUGGAAAGAUUUAAGUGACGGAGAGAGGAAGAACUACCAAAGACGCUGCCGAAAGCUGAAGAGAGCGUAUGAGAUUAAACUGGAUCGAAACCUAAAGAAACCGCAGCUCCUUAAAUCUGGGGACACGAACACUGAAGGAAGAGAAGCACUGAGCCCAAACAGACCAUCAGAUUCUGAAGAUGAAGACAUUGAGGAGAGCAGCAGUGAUGAUGAUGAUGAUGAUUUUGACUGUAAUGAGGAAGAGGAAGAGGAAGAGGACGAGGAGGAGGAGGAGGAGGAGGACGACAUCACGUUUCAGAUGUAUUAGAUAGUGAUGAGACAUGUUCACAGCAGGAUUGUGGAUCUAAGAACAUUGAUUUUAAAUAUACCAGAACUAUAUUUAAAAGUUCUUCGUCUUUACAAAGAACCUCAGAGAGAAACACGCGUUAAAGAGGAUUUGAACAAACAAUCACUCGUUCAUCUUCUACUGCUUAAGCCACAUGAGUGUCACAGGGGACGCCGGUGCUCGUCCCAGCUGACGUCAUAUAUUUAUGAUGCUGUUGAUGGUGAAAGCAGGUGUUGACCUCAUAAGAUGUUUUUAUAUCUGUAAACCUUAAAGGAGAUGUUUCAAUUCAAAAAAACAGUGUUCUAUAAAAAUGACCUCUGAUUGAA